Molecule: messenger RNA, 1723 nt
Organism: Mesocricetus auratus (golden hamster)
Lineage: Eukaryota; Metazoa; Chordata; Mammalia; Rodentia; Cricetidae
Gene: Mkrn2
Product: makorin ring finger protein 2
Exons: 8
Coding region: 115-1365 (416 amino acids)
Biological process (GO): protein polyubiquitination
Molecular function (GO): ubiquitin protein ligase activity; metal ion binding
Source: RefSeq, a predicted model, not a curated record
GGGGGUGGCGCGCUCAGGAGUGACGCGACUGCAUGCGCGGGGCGGGGCCGGGCUGGGCCGUGGCGCUGGCAGCUCUAAGACUUCAGCGCGACUCCAGCCCUCCGCCCCGCCGCCAUGAGCACCAAGCAGGUCACCUGUAGGUAUUUUAUGCAUGGCGUGUGUCGUGAAGGCAGCCAGUGCCUGUUCUCACAUGAUCUGGCAAACAGCAAGCCGUCCACCAUCUGCAAGUACUACCAGAAGGGCUACUGUGCCUAUGGCACACGCUGCAGAUAUGAUCAUACAAAGCCCCCAGCUGCAGCAGGUGGAGCGGUUGGCCCUGCACCCCACUCUUUGCCAUCCUCAGGCUUGCCCAGUCCUCACCCUUCUCCAGACAUUGCCACAUCUGUUAUGAGGACACAUUUGCAUGAACCGGGGAAGCGAGAGAAGAAGACGCUGGUGCUCAGAGACCGAAAUCUCACUGGCCAGGCUGAAGACAAGACUCUACCGAGCACAGUGAAUAACCCAGGUGGCUGCAGUGACCCUCAGACCAGCCCAGAGAUGAAGCCCCAUUCCUACCUAGAUGCCAUCAGGAGUGGCCUGGAUGACUUGGAGGCCAGCAGCUCCUAUAGCAACGAGCAGCAAUUAUGCCCCUACGCUGCUGCUGGGGAGUGCCGGUUUGGAGAUUCCUGUGUCUACCUGCAUGGGGACAUGUGUGAGAUCUGCAGGCUUCAAGUUCUGCACCCCUUUGACCCAGAGCAAAGGAAAGCUCAUGAGAAGAUGUGUAUGUCAACAUUUGAACAUGAGAUGGAAAAGGCUUUUGCCUUCCAAGCAAGCCAGGACAAAGUGUGCAGCAUCUGUAUGGAGGUGAUCUUGGAGAAGGCAUCUGCAUCUGAGAGGAGGUUUGGCAUUCUCUCCAGCUGCAGCCACACCUACUGCCUGUCCUGCAUCCGCCAGUGGAGAUGUGCCAAGCAGUUUGAAAACCCGAUCAUAAAGUCUUGUCCAGAGUGCCGUGUGAUAUCAGAGUUUGUAAUUCCAAGUGUGUACUGGGUAGAAGAUCAGAAUAAAAAGAAUGAAUUGAUUGAAGCUUUCAAACAGGGAAUGGGGAAAAAGGCAUGUAAAUACUUUGAGCAAGGCAAGGGGACCUGUCCCUUUGGAAGUAAGUGCCUUUACCGCCAUGCUUACCCGGAUGGACGGCUGGCAGAACCAGAGAAACCUCGGAAGCAGCUGAGUUCUGAAGGCACUGUGAGGUUCUUUAAUUCAGUGCGGCUUUGGGAUUUUAUCGAGAACCGAGAAACCCAGCAGGUCACCAACACAGAUGAUGUUGACGUGACAGAGCUUGGAGACCUCUUCAUGCAUCUUUCUGGAGUAGAAUCAUCAGAACCCUAGAAUCAAUGCUGACACCUUCAUCUAGGGCUCUGCAGUCACAACUUUCCAAGGCAGGGUGCACAAGCCGCUGUCACUGACCCAAGGUGGCAUGGUACCUGGAUAUGAGGACGGCAGUGAAUCCCCUUGGUCUCUUCAUGCUCCACUUUCACAGCCCUGGUGAAGGGAAAGGCAUAAGAUAACCAAGUCCAUGGAAUCUACAUUUAGAGAUGAACUCUUAGUUGUACCUCCAGCCCGUUAGGGGGAACCAGCUAUGUGGUCCAGCUGUUUUAACUGAUUGCUUUUAAAUGAAACCCAAACUGCCAUCUUUCUUUUGUGACUUUCUUCCUUAAGCAUCAGUAAACUUGGAGCUGCUUACAAA